Bombus pascuorum is the source of this 1275-nucleotide messenger RNA. Its product is annotated as solute carrier family 35 member E3-like. NCBI's taxonomy places the organism in Eukaryota, Metazoa, Arthropoda, Insecta, Hymenoptera, Apidae. Gene Ontology annotation, cellular component: Golgi apparatus. Gene Ontology annotation, molecular function: antiporter activity; nucleotide-sugar transmembrane transporter activity. The coding region runs from base 278 to 1213 and encodes 311 amino acids. The transcript has 5 exons. The record is from RefSeq and is a predicted model, not a curated record.
ACCUUCUGUUGCUAAUUUGCAUAAUUCAGUGUUUUUCCCGGUACAUAUUGAAAUUUUAAACGAUGAUGUAUUUUACGAAAAAUUCGAUCAAAAUGAUGCUUAUAAAAAAUAAAUAUAAAUGAAAAAAAAGUUUACGAUACGAAUAAGGAUGUAAUGGAUUUGAUUAGACCUGUUAUCAAAAUUAAGAUACAUAAAGCAUUAUUGUCGCAUAAAACAUAACCAAUAACAACCAGCUUACCGAUUAUAUAUUAAUAAUAUAAAACAGUGAAAAAAAGACAUGAAUAAAAAAAUUAUCACGGCAUUCUAUUUGAUACUGAAUAUAUUCUUUUCCAUUGUAAUUGUAUUACUGAAUAAAUGGCUCUACAUUCAUACUGGUUUUCCAAACAUUACGUUAUCUAUGAUACACUUUGUUAUUACUUUUAUCGGAUUAACAAUUUGUGAAAAAUUUGAUGUAUUUUGUAUAAAAGAUAUUGCGAUUAAAGAAAUGUUUUUAAUUGCAAUGACAUUUUGUGGAUUUGUUAUGUUGACAAAUUUAAGUUUAGCUCACAAUACUGUUGGAACUUAUCAAUUAGCUAAAAUGUUAACUACACCUUGCGUGAUAAUAAUGCAAAUAAUAUUUUAUAAUAAAAAAUUUAGUAUACUUGUUAAAUUGACAUUAAUUCCUAUUAUAUUAGGAGUAGUAAUUAAUUUUUGCUAUGAUAUACAAUUUAAUAUUAUCGGAACAGUAUAUGCAACCAUGGGAGUAUUUGUAACAUCCUUAUACCAAGUGAUGGUAAACAUAAAGCAAAGAGAGUUUCAAAUGGAUCCAAUGCAACUGUUAUAUUAUCAAGCACCUCUAUCUGCUGUUAUGUUAUUCUUUAUUGUGCCAUUUUUAGAGCCUGUAGAACGAACAUUUACAAGAAGUUGGUCACUUGUAGAUAUAGUCAUGGUUGUACUAUCAGCUAUAAUAGCAUUUUUUGUUAACUUAACUUCCUAUUGGAUAAUUGGAAAAACAUCUCCAUUAACCUACAACAUGGUAGGACAUUCCAAAUUUUGCCUAUUACUUUUAGGUGGCUCGUUAAUUUUCCAUGAAACACUGGCCAUAAAUCAAGUAAUUGGUAUAACUUUAACCUUGGUUGGCAUUAUUUUGUAUGCCCAUGUUAAGAUGAAGGAUACUCAGGUUGUAGUACCAGAUUGUGAGGACAAAGAAAGAAAACUAUUGUAUAAAAUAUGAUUUUGUAUAACUAUUCAUAUACGAUUUAAUAGAGAUUAAAUUGCCUGAUUACAUAGUUUUCA